CUGUUCUAGCAGCCUGCCUUUUCCAGAAUGAUACAGAUCUUGGACCCAACACCCUUGCCAAGCUCCAUCAUGCCUGUGGACGUAGCCAUGAGAAUUUGCUUAGCCCAUUCUCCACCACUGAAGAGUUUUCUCAGCCCCCUUGAGGACUGUCAAAGAAAAAACUUUGUGAACAGAUUCAAACCUCUCAGACCGUGUCUUCAUGUGAAACGUGACUCUGAAGCUCAGAAGAGUGACUGGAACGACUCGGCAGCCCGAGCCAAGAAGCGAGUUGUGUUUGCGGACUCAAAGGGGCUGUCCCUGACAGCCAUACACACCUUCUCCGAGUUCCAGGAGCAGCCUGGGUGGGAUCUUCAGUUUGACCUCUUAGGCCUUGAAAACAUAACAUCUGGCUUAAAACUACAUGAGGAGAAAAACUUGAUUCUGGGUUUCCCUCAGCCCUCAGCUGACUACCUGGACUUCAGGAACCGCCUGCAGAAGAACUUGGUCUGCCUGGAGAACUGCACCCUGCAAGAGAAGGUGCUGUCGGGCACUGUGAAAGUAAAAAAUGUGAGCUUCGAAAAAAAGGUUCAGCUUCGAAUUACCUUUGAUACAUGGAAGACCUACAUGGACAUUGAGUGUGUAUACAUGAACAAUGUUUACAGUGAUUCUGAAAAUGAUACCUUCUCAUUUACCAUUGACUUGCCUCCUGCCAUUUCCUCUGAAGAGAAGAUAGAGUUUUGCAUUUCUUACCAAAGUAGAGAACAUACCUUCUGGGACAAUAACGAGGGUCAGAAUUACAAGAUUGUCCACGCAGAGUGGAAGCCUGAUGGUGUUCAGAUACCAUCUGCCAAGAAAGACUGUGUAGAUCUUCAGACUCCAAGGAGAGGACAAGAGAGAGAGCCUGAUGAGCUAGGCAGUCCGAGACUGUCCAGUGGUCUCUUUCCCCAGUGGCAGAGCUUGGGUCAGAUUGAAAAUUCAUCACCAUAUUGGUGA
This is a messenger RNA of Pelecanus crispus (Dalmatian pelican), 972 nucleotides long. NCBI's taxonomy places the organism in Eukaryota, Metazoa, Chordata, Aves, Pelecaniformes, Pelecanidae. The record is from RefSeq and is a predicted model, not a curated record.